AUGAGGUGCACACUCUAUGCGGUGUUCUUGGAGUCGACUUUGGACAAACUGUUAGCGAGGUUCAUCCGAGCUUACAUAGGACUAACCACGAGCAGUCUACAAACAUCAGCCUGUACAGCGGUGGAAGAUGUAACUGAGAAAUGCCUUGUUUGGUUUCAGGAUGAGAACCGGUACAGCGCUGGAAGAGGCGGUCAUUGGUGUCGUAAGACUGCAUACUGUCUUCAUCAGGUCCAAGUGGAUUAUGAGGGCAAGCUGGUAGAUGGUUUCGGGAAUGGGUCUGUGAAUAUUCUAGGGAAACUAAAUCAGACUCCUUGGUAUCUGGAAGAUGGUACUGGUCGGGUAAAUGUAGAGAGAGCUGAAUUUGCUCGAGGAUUUUAUGAUACUCUAAAAGAGUAUGUUAAUGAUAUGCUGAAGAUUUUCAGUGAAGUAGAUGAAGCCAUGGACAGGCUUUUUUCACCCGAUGAUCUUUCAGUAGAAGGCUUUAAGGUGUUCUAUGGGACUGCUCUUAAUAUUGGUACUUCUUUGACUUUUGUUGGUGAGGCUGUUAGAGGCGAAGCUAGUAGUCUCAUGAUUCAAAAACCACCAAAGGAACAUCCUUUUAUGGUCUUCAAAGGAGAAGGCUCCUUUGAAAAAAUGGUUGACAAGAUAAAGUCAAAUUCAGAGUUUUAUAUUUUCUACUCCAAGUUUUUCGGAACGAUUGUUGUGGCUUUAGCCAUCAUAUACGGUGCGGAUUUUAUAAGAAGGUGGAAGAAAAAGAAGUUUGAUGCAUGGACUUACUGUAUGUCUUUCAUGCGGUGCGACAUCCAUAGCUUGUUAUCUCUGGGGGCGAAAGCUAAUUAUUUUAACAGUAUUACCCGAGUAAUCGACUUAAAAUGGUUAGAUGAUUUGCUUAAAGAAAAAACCACGAAUCUUCUUGUUGUGGUAUCCGGAAGAGUUGCUUCUGCCGCACCCUUUAAUUGCAAUGAUAAUGGUCCUUUGGAUGUUGUUUUCGAGCGAAAGACCGGAAAUGCUACUGACGAAUACUUAGAUGUCCGGUCAGAGYUUCCUGGAACAUAUCCAAAUURRCUAGACAAGACUUCRAAGCGUUCGUCCCCAUUAGAUACAUCUCAAGGCUUGCCAACCCGAGACAUACGCAAUGGUUAG
Molecule: messenger RNA, 1143 nt
Organism: Arabis nemorensis
Lineage: Eukaryota; Viridiplantae; Streptophyta; Magnoliopsida; Brassicales; Brassicaceae
Source: the annotation of a GenBank genome assembly